Messenger RNA from Paramecium octaurelia, 862 nucleotides. NCBI's taxonomy places the organism in Eukaryota, Ciliophora, Oligohymenophorea, Peniculida, Parameciidae. The record is from the annotation of a GenBank genome assembly.
AUGCUGCAGUAAUAAUCAACAAUUAAAAGAAUAAAAGGACAUUCUCCUUAGAGAUCACCAGGUAAAUUCUGUUCAAAUUUAUUGAAUAUUAGUAAUAAAUUUGCAGGGACAGGUGGAAGUAUUAAUAUAUAAGUUAUAUGACAUUUAGUGUGUUCAUCAUUAGCUCCAAAGAAAAGUUAAGCUCCAUAAAAAGUACCAAAAUCAGGGAUCUUUUAAGCUUUGCCUAUGAUUGAAUAGACUUUAUUUAAAAAAUAUUAUGAUCGUGGAGAUCUUCCAAUUGCUGUUAAUUUUAGUGGAGCUGUUAGAAAGAUCGUUUGGAAAUGUGAACCUGAAUGCUUAGAUUAUCAUUUAUAUCUUCCUAUAUUCUUUGAAGGACUCAGAGAAACUGAAGAUCCUUAUAAAUUCUUAGCUGUCAAUGGAUGUGAAGAAUUAUUAUAAAAAGGAGAAACUAAGAUAUUAUCAGUCUUACCUUAAUUGAUCAUUCCUAUCAAAAGUAAAUCAUUUAUAAUAUUAACAUUCUUUAAUAGAAGCCUUAGCAACUAAGAAUCAUGAUAUUAUGUGUAUUACCUUAAAGAAAAUAUAGAAAUUAGUCAAAAGUGGUUAAAUGAUAGGAGAAGCCUUAGUUCCUUAUUAUAGAUAAAUACUACCUGUUUUGAAUAUGUAUAAGAAUAAAAGAUGUAAUAUUCAAUUAUCAUUUAUUUUAGUAAACAUUGGAGAUAAAAUUGAUUAUUCAUAAAGAAAAAAUGAAAAUCUAUCUGAUCUCAUUUAAGAAACAUUAGAAACACUUGAAAAAAAUGGAGGAGAAGAUGCAUACAUUAAUAUUAAAUAUAUGAUACCUACAUAUGAAAGUUGUAUGUUUUGA